Molecule: messenger RNA, 948 nt
Organism: Penicillium longicatenatum
Lineage: Eukaryota; Fungi; Ascomycota; Eurotiomycetes; Eurotiales; Aspergillaceae
Product: putative NUDIX family hydrolase
Exons: 2
Coding region: 1-948 (315 amino acids)
Biological process (GO): ribose phosphate metabolic process; nucleoside phosphate metabolic process
Molecular function (GO): ADP-glucose pyrophosphatase activity; ADP-ribose pyrophosphatase activity
Source: RefSeq, a predicted model, not a curated record
AUGCUCCCCCGGCUGGGUACCGCGCGGCAUUUGAAACACCGGUAUUCCAUACUGACACUUGCCCUCAGACCCGUUGCUGGCACAGCAGUCGGUCUUGGCAUUUCACGAUCUGCAGCCAUGUCUACUUUCACGCUCCCGGACUCCCAUACACGUGUCAACAGCACGGCGGAGCUGUCCGAGGACGAUCUACUUGCCUUUCCGGCGUUCAAGGUCUGGAUCUCGACGCUUCAGCGUUCGUUGGCAAGGCAGGCGAACCCCGGACAUGAGUUCCAUGGAGAUCCGUAUAUCCUACGCACGAUUGACAUCCAGGCUGUUGAUCGGUUUGGGGGCAAUAGACUGGGAUUCGUCAAGUUGAAGGCUGAUGUGUCUAAUGGCCAGGGUGAGAGUUUGCCUGGGAGCGUGUUUUUACGAGGUGGGAGUGUGGGGAUGUUGCUCAUCCUACAACCAGAUGAUAUCCCUGCAUCACAAGUAAAGGGGAAAUGGGCUAUACUCACCAUCCAACCCCGUAUCCCAGCGGGUUCCCUGGCAUUUGCAGAAAUUCCAGCUGGAAUGCUAGAUGAUCACGGGACUUUUGCUGGUGGUGCUGCGAAAGAGAUCCAAGAGGAGACAGGGUUACGUGUGCACGAGAAUGAGUUGAUUGAUAUGACCGCGCUGGCAUUACAGUCGAUGCCUCAACUAGAUGAGGGAGAUGGGAUUCUCCAGAAGGCGGUUUAUCCUUCCCCUGGGGGAAGUGAUGAGUUUAUCCCCUUGUUCUUGUGUCAAAAGCGUAUGCCUCGGAAGGAUAUUGAGGAGUUGCAAGGAAAAUUGACUGGCGAGCGUGAUCAUGGAGAGAAGAUUACGCUAAAGGUUGUUCCGUUGGAGAAUUUGUGGAAGGAGGGUUUGAGAGAUGGGAAAACUUUGGCUGCUUGGGCUAUUUAUUCAGGCUUAUUGCAGGAAGGGAAGAUUUGA